AGCAUCUGGUGUGGACUGCUUAUUGCACAACACAAACAACAAUGCAUCUUACAGCUGAUGACAAGAAACACAUCAAGGCCAUUUGGCCUUCUGUAGCUGCUCAUGGUGACAAAUAUGGCGGAGAAGCUUUGCACAGGAUGUUCAUGUGUGCUCCCAAGACCAAAACCUACUUUCCUGAUUUUGACUUCAGCGAACAUUCAAAACACAUCUUGGCUCAUGGCAAGAAAGUUUCGGAUGCUCUGAAUGAGGCUUGCAACCAUCUGGACAACAUUGCCGGAUGCCUGUCCAAGCUGAGUGACCUCCAUGCCUAUGACCUGAGAGUGGAUCCAGGCAACUUCCCAUUGCUGGCCCAUCAAAUUCUGGUGGUUGUUGCUAUCCAUUUCCCUAAGCAGUUUGACCCUGCAACCCAUAAGGCCCUGGACAAGUUCCUGGUUUCCGUAUCUAAUGUUCUGACAUCCAAAUAUCGUUAAGGCUCAGCAGUAACAGUAGCAGAAGUUUGGACAUCAGACAUCAGUUAAUGACAAACAAUCAAACUGACACAGCUUGUGAAAGAAUGUUCUGAAAUAAACAUUUUUAAAAUU
Messenger RNA from Xenopus tropicalis (tropical clawed frog), 581 nucleotides. RefSeq names its product hemoglobin subunit alpha 1 (gene hba1). Lineage: Eukaryota; Metazoa; Chordata; Amphibia; Anura; Pipidae. Gene Ontology annotation, molecular function: oxygen binding; heme binding. Gene Ontology annotation, cellular component: hemoglobin complex. Gene Ontology annotation, biological process: oxygen transport. The transcript has 3 exons. The coding region runs from base 42 to 470 and encodes 142 amino acids. The record is from RefSeq and is marked provisional.